This is a messenger RNA of Anopheles coustani, 642 nucleotides long. RefSeq lists its product as uncharacterized. NCBI's taxonomy places the organism in Eukaryota, Metazoa, Arthropoda, Insecta, Diptera, Culicidae. The record is from RefSeq and is a predicted model, not a curated record. The transcript is spliced from 3 exons. Bases 1 to 642 code for a protein of 213 amino acids.
AUGGCAAUCGUUCGGGCGAUGGGCAAACCGAAUCUGUUCAUCACGAUUACAUGCAAUCCGUCAUGGGUAGAAAUAACACAGGCAUUACUACCCCGCCAACAAGCUGCGGAUCGACCGGACUUGACUACCCGUGUGUUUCGAGAAAAACUAAAGGCGAUUCUGGCAGAUCUGUCCGCAGGAGCGCUAGUGCUUCAGAAACGGGGUCUGCCACAUGCACACUGUCUGCUGAUUCUUGGAGACAGCGACAAACCGCGAUCUGCAGCGGACUACGACAAAGUGGUUUCAGCGGAAAUACCAGAUUCGGCACCCUGCAUGAAGGAUGGUGUCUGUUCGAAACAUUUCCCGAAAGCAUUCUGCGAGCACACACGACGUAAGGAAAAUGGUUAUCCGCUGUAUCGUCGCCGUAACAACGGGCGUACCGUGAAGCUCGAUGUUCGGCGUAACCAUGGCGUUGAACUAGAUAACCGCUACGUUGUCCCGUACAAUCCGUGGCUGCGUGAAAAUCAAGCGCAGCAGCGUGCUGAUGCCUAUGCCGGUAUCAUGGACCUAGCUAGUGUCGAGCACGUGGUCAACGACUUGCAGCAGCCCAUAGCACCACCAACAACGCUGGAUCGAGCAGGCACCAUCGUUCGUUGGCAGUGA